Peronospora matthiolae is the source of this 492-nucleotide messenger RNA. The record is from the annotation of a GenBank genome assembly. NCBI's taxonomy places the organism in Eukaryota, Oomycota, Peronosporomycetes, Peronosporales, Peronosporaceae.
AUGAAUAUGUUGGAUGAUGAAGAUGACCAAAGCUUUCACGCUACUCGUGACGGCUACUCCCAUUUGAGCGAUGUCGAAUGGGAUGCGGUUGAGCGGAUGGGUUCGACCAUGGGCAUCCAUGCUGUUAGCGUCAUGAUAGAGGCUCUCAAUAGAGAUGCCCAACAUGCUACUAUCGCCAAGUUCAUUCAAAAUGAACUUGACGCAGAACGAGAGAAAGUAGACUUGCUUCACCAACAAGGCUCUCAACAGGCAGAGUUGUUGAGAGAACAGGGUGUUCAACAGUUUGAACUGUUGAGACAGCAGCAGGCUGCUGCUGGCGGGUCGAUGCACUCGCGUCGACCCGAAACCUUGAAGAUUGACAUCUCCAAGUAUAGGGGAGUCGAAGAGGACUCCCUCGUGAGAUGGUUCGUCGAAUUGGAUGACGCCAUAAGGGCGCGUCGCAUCGACGACGGGGAUAUGCAUGUUGCAUUUGCCCAAUCAAAUCUGGCAUGA